AUGCUAGGUGCAUCGUGGAGCAGCUGGGGUCAGUGGAGUGGUUGUUCGAUGAGUUGUGGUGGCUGUGGAGUGCGACGACGAAUUCGUGCUUGCUACGGUGCAAAUCAACGGGGAGUAAAUGAAGAUGCGGAAGAAUGCGGUGAGAAGCGGUGUCCACUUUUGGAAUCAGUUUUUCAGUGCAAAGGUCGCUUAAUCGUACCGUGCAAUCUUGACGAUAAGCUGCAGCUUGCUUCAGAUAAAAGUGUCCGAUCAGUAACCGAGGAUAAAAGCUUAUUUUCCGAUCCUCUCAAAUACAAGAAGCGAUUUGGUGGCAGUGUUGCAGCUUUCACUGGCGAACAGUACUGUGAAAAACAUUUUAAAUAUCAGUGUUCGCCACCUCUGCUCACGUUGCAUUUGAAUUGGAAGACGGCCAGGUGGACGAGGAUUGAUGAACGAGGAUGCUGUAAUGGAUUUCACUUUAAUGGUACCGCAUGCACACGCAUUUGGCGUUAG
This is a messenger RNA of Gongylonema pulchrum, 492 nucleotides long. NCBI's taxonomy places the organism in Eukaryota, Metazoa, Nematoda, Chromadorea, Rhabditida, Gongylonematidae. The record is from the annotation of a GenBank genome assembly.